Molecule: messenger RNA, 1253 nt
Organism: Eleginops maclovinus (Patagonian blennie)
Lineage: Eukaryota; Metazoa; Chordata; Actinopteri; Perciformes; Eleginopidae
Gene: ptger2b
Product: prostaglandin E receptor 2b (subtype EP2)
Exons: 2
Coding region: 93-1253 (386 amino acids)
Biological process (GO): cellular response to prostaglandin E stimulus; inflammatory response; positive regulation of cytosolic calcium ion concentration
Cellular component (GO): plasma membrane
Molecular function (GO): prostaglandin E receptor activity
Source: RefSeq, a predicted model, not a curated record
UAGAAGCAGCGCAGAUCAGAUGAGAGCGGUGCGCAACUUUGGCUGUGAGCUGUUCAGUUCGCUGACACUGAGGUGUUGUUCUUUGAAAAUCUAUGGCAAAUUCUUCUUUAGAUCCUUACGUAUGCCGAGACAUGGUGAACGUGGAAUCCGGGCAGCCAUUCACUUCUGCGGUGAUGUUCCCUGCCGGUGUCGUGAGUGACAUCGUGGCGCUGGUGCUGCUGGAGGUCCGUCGCAGGAGGACCAGCCCGUCCUUGUUCCAAAUCCUGGUGACCGCGCUCCUCAUGACAGACAUGCUUGGCUCCAUCUCUGUCAGUCCUGUUGUUCUGGCAGCCUACGCUCGGAGAAAGACUCUGGUGGGGAUGAAUAAAGGCAAACAGCUGUGCUACUACUUUGGCUUCAGCAUGACUUUCCUGAGCCUCUCCACUCUCUCUAUCGUGAGCGUAAUUGCACUGGAGCGCUACCUCUCCAUUGGCCACCCUUAUUUUUACGACAGGCACCUGAGCAAACUCCGCGGUUACAUCACUGUUGCUCUCAUCUACCUGGGCAGCAUCCUGUUCUGCGUUGCUCCUUUUCUGGGUUUUGGAGAUUACGUGCAGUACUGCCCGGGGACAUGGUGCUUCCUGGAGAUGAGCCACACGGAGGGAAAAGAUAAAGUUUACAUCGGGUUUUACGCAUCUUUCAUCCUCAUCGUGAUCACCAGCACGGUGGUGUGCAAUAUAUCGGUCAUAUACCACUUGGUGCUUAUGCACAGGAGGGGCAAAGCGCGACGGAGCGGGAAAUCCGUACGCUUUCGGUACCGCAGUUCUCUCUCCAUGUCGGAGGAGGUGGAGCAUCUGCUGCCGCUGGCUAUCAUCACGGUAGUCUUCAUCUGCUGCACCUUCCCUUUGGUGCUUAGAGUGUACAUAAACUUCACAGGCAGCAAAAAAGAGCGCCAUGAAGAUGACCUCCGUGCUCUCCGUCUGCUGUCCUUCCACUCCAUCAUCAACCCCUGGGUCUUCAUCAUCCCCUCCAUUGUGAGGAUCAUCUGGAGGAAGACGCACAAGCCGCAAAAGUCCUGGGGGGAGAACCAGACGACACUGAAGGGGGGGGGGGGGGCCUUGCUGUGCAGUCACAGAAGCACCAAAAUGAGGAGGACAGUGGACAUGGAUGUGAAAAAGAUACACGAUGCUUCUGAGGCCUGUGGUUUAUUUCUGUCUGUUUCUGAAGGCAACCAACGGUACAGAGCAGAUUUUGUCACAGUGCAGAUUAAUUGA